AUGGCGAGACUCUUUGUUUGGAACAUUCCCCUGCCGCGCAUUCCGAGUGCAUGGCGAGAGCACCUGCGUGAUUUCGGCACCUACGCCUCUGGCGCGCUGUUUACCUUCGGCUGGUGGUUCUUCAUCGACGGCCUGGUGACAGCACGGACGACGACCGACUUCCCCGUGUCGUUUGGGUUCGAGGACUGGAUUCCGGGCAUUCUGUGCACCUUGGGCAUGCUAAUAACGAAUUCAAUCGACCUGGCGUUAUUGCGCGACGACGGGUUCGGGUACGGCAGCAGCGGAUUGGCAGGGAAGGCGAAGCUGACCUUGUUUAUCGGCAUAGCGCUGCUGGCCGGCGGCGUAGCCGGGUCAAUUGCGAUUCUGGCGAUAAAGUACAUUGUGCCGCAGGUCGACUCCAGUGUCAUGUAUAUCGGCUUCACAAAUGUCAUCCAGACGGUGUCGGUUCUUCUGGCGUCCAUCGUGCUGUGGUUCGUGCACAACUCGGAGUCCGACAACCAGUAUAACUUUGUACUCAACUGAACACAAUGUAG
Molecule: messenger RNA, 533 nt
Organism: Linderina pennispora
Lineage: Eukaryota; Fungi; Kickxellomycota; Kickxellomycetes; Kickxellales; Kickxellaceae
Product: UPF0220-domain-containing protein
Exons: 2
Coding region: 1-522 (173 amino acids)
Biological process (GO): late endosome to vacuole transport via multivesicular body sorting pathway; protein targeting to vacuole
Cellular component (GO): fungal-type vacuole membrane; Vps55/Vps68 complex
Source: RefSeq, a predicted model, not a curated record